Impatiens glandulifera is the source of this 735-nucleotide messenger RNA. RefSeq lists its product as uncharacterized. The transcript has a single exon. The coding region runs from base 1 to 735 and encodes 244 amino acids. The record is from RefSeq and is a predicted model, not a curated record. Lineage: Eukaryota; Viridiplantae; Streptophyta; Magnoliopsida; Ericales; Balsaminaceae.
AUGAAUACCGGAAUCCAUCCUACUAUUCCACAACAAUAUAUGAUGCCACCCAAGGGCACAACAACAAUUAUCCUCGAGGCAGUGGCAUCUUAUGAUUUGUGGAUAUGGCAUGCUUUUUUUGGCAUGCCCGGAACAUUGAACGAUAUUAAUGUAUUAGACAGGUCACCAAUUUUUGACGACAUUGAGUCUAGUGAAACUCCUACUGUGAACUUCAUUGUGAAUGGUCGACAAUACAAUCUUGCCUACUAUCUUGCUGAUGGAAUCUAUCCGAAAUGGCCCGUCUUUGUCCAAUCAAUUCAAAUGCCCCAAGGAGACAAAGCGCAGUUGUUUGCAAAACAACAAGAAGCAUGCAGGAAAGAUGUAGAACGUGCAUUUGGGGUACUCCAAGCACGGUUUGCUAUUAUUCGCCAACCAGCUAGGAUGUGGAAUAUUGAUGUCCUAGGUAAAAUAAUGAGGGCAUGCAUAAUUUUACAUAAUAUGAUUGUGGAGGAUGAACGAGAUUCGUAUUCACGAAAUUGGGAAAAUAUCGACUUCGAACGUUCGAAUAAUUCCGGGUCUAGUUCCUCAGAUAAUGUCCAAAGAGAAGUGCUACCUCAAUUUCAAGUGCAUGUUGAAGGCCGAUCUGAAUCAAAUAUUCAUAUUAGGGCCGAUCUACGUGACAAAGCACAACAUAUUCAAUUGAAUAAAGAUCUUGUCAUGCACAUUUGGAAUAAAUUUGGAACAACUCUCGAUUAG